Molecule: messenger RNA, 1622 nt
Organism: Dendrobium catenatum
Lineage: Eukaryota; Viridiplantae; Streptophyta; Magnoliopsida; Asparagales; Orchidaceae
Product: probable transcription factor GLK1
Exons: 6
Coding region: 325-1380 (351 amino acids)
Biological process (GO): positive regulation of DNA-templated transcription
Cellular component (GO): nucleus
Molecular function (GO): DNA-binding transcription factor activity; transcription cis-regulatory region binding
Source: RefSeq, a predicted model, not a curated record
UCUCUCUCUCUAUAGUCAAAACACCUAAUCAUUUGUUAAAAGAAAUCUAAGUGAAGUUGUGGUUAAGAUCCAAUCUCUUCGAAAUCCGCUCAUACUCUCUCUCUCUCUCUCUCUCUCUCUCUCUCUCUCUCUCUCUCUUGCUCGCUCGCUCGCUCGCUCUCGCUCCCGGCCAUGGCCUCCGGGGAGAAAACAAUCUCGAAAGCAAUAAACAAUAUUCCCAUGCAGCCAAACGCACGUCGAAUCUCAUAACCCAUACAUCCAUCAAAAGUUCUUUCCCUUCAAACAAAUCAUAUCGCUGCACACACUGAAAGAAUAGAGCGAUCGAUGCUUGCACUCUCACCCCUACCAAACUCCGGCGCUGAAGACAGAGAAGGCAUCUGCGACGCCUUCCUCGGCGACGACUUCCUCGAAAACAUCGAUUUCAGCUGCAUCUUCGAAGGCUUCGACGUCGAUGGAGACCUCUUUCCCGCUGAGCUCCAACUCUCCGAACCUCAACGACGAUUCUCGGCAGGAGGAGAGGACCAAGAGAAGAGCUCUUCACAGGAGAGGGAGGAGAAGAAAGAUGAACUAACUUGUGCGAAGGCGACGGCAGUGAAACGCUCACAUGGGAAGAAGAAAGUGAAGGUGGAUUGGACGCCGGAUUUGCACCGGAGAUUUGUGCAGGCGGUGGAGCAGUUGGGACUGGACAAAGCUGUGCCUUCGAGGAUAUUGGAAAUUAUGGGAAUUCACAACCUUACAAGGCACAACGUUGCUAGCCAUCUACAAAAAUAUCGAACUCACCGCAAGCAUUUGCUUGCACGAGAGGCAGAGGCUGCAAGCUGGAGCCAGCGGAGGCUAAUAUACAACGCAAAGAACGUUAAAAAGAAAGAAAAUAAGCCAUGGAUUUCCCCAAGCAUAGGCUUCCCUCCUUCACAAUUCCGACCGUUGCAUGUAUGGGGCCAUCCGACCCUCGACGGACCACCAAUGGUUCAUCCAUGGCCGCCUCGGCCACCAAACUAUAUAGCCUAUUGGCAACCUCAUUACCAAAGAGGCGCAGCAGAAGGAUGGGGACCAAGUGCAGUCAUCUCAGCACCUCAUUUCAUGCCUCAUCCAUUGCCUGUAAUGAGAUUUGCACCACCACCAGUAGCAGGAGUUCCUCAACCAAUCUAUAGACCUCAGCAUUGGGUUUCUCCGUUGAAGACGCAGUCGAAUUUGCAGCCUGAACAUGCUCAUUAUCCAUCAAAGGAGAGCAUAGAUGCAGCUAUAGGAGAUGUUUUAGCAAAACCAUGGCUGCCUCUACCACUUGGGUUGAAGCCUCCCUCCACUGAGAGCGUGUUGGUAGAGCUGCAAAGGCAAGGGGUCUCCAAAGUGCCACCAGGCUGCAGUCCUGAAGUAAACUAAUUAAACCUUUAAUUUGGUACUGCUCUUUUCUUUAAGAAAAUAGCAGCAGAAAUCCGUCGACUUUUCAUGUAGAUAUUAUAUUUAUGUUUUUUUUUUUUCUUCAUUCUCGUAAUCUAUGUAUCCAUGAGUUGUAUUUUGAUGUUGAUGUGAUGUAUGGGAUCCUGCACAGAAUGAACGUAGCAAACAGUGAGAGUAAUGGAACAGUGGAGAAAACUAAGUUUCUGUAAUUCUGUAUUGAAAAA